This is a messenger RNA of Copidosoma floridanum, 2304 nucleotides long. RefSeq lists its product as uncharacterized. The record is from RefSeq and is a predicted model, not a curated record. Lineage: Eukaryota; Metazoa; Arthropoda; Insecta; Hymenoptera; Encyrtidae.
UUCGUUUGGUGACAACGGCCAAAGUGAAAUAAUAUAGCUAAAACAAUUUAAAAUAACGCAUAAUGAAUGAUAUAAACAGUUCAAUUCUUCACGCAAAAUUUCAAGAAAUUUUGCCCAAUCUUCCCAGUAACAUUACACCAGAAGUCCUUAAUAAGCUUUGCAAAGAUGAUUGUGUACAACCAUUUUUGAAGUGGUUUCACGCGAAUAUUAAAAUUGAUAAUGUCUUGUCUGAUGAUGACAUAAAAUUAAAAACACACAUAGAGCAGAAUGAUAGUUGGUUGCAAGGCAAUGAACUGGAUGCAAUGCUUGAAGAAGCAACGAGAGAUUGUCCAGAACUAUUAAAGUUGAUUGAAUCUGAUUAUUGGAGUGCCAAACAAUCAUUUGCAGAUCUUGCCUCUGAAAAAGAAUUAUACGAUGCAGAUGUAGAAUAUCUUCAAAAUCUUGAAGACAGUAUAAAAAAGCUAAAAGAACAAGAAGAUAAAAUAGAUUGCCAGAUUGAUGAAGAGGAUGAUGUUUUCAAAAAAGAAGAAGCAAAAAUCAAAGUAAUCUAUGAAAACUGCAUAUCCGUUUUAGAAGAUCUAGACAACAGUUAUCGACAGUUUUUUAAAGCUGUUGAACUUUUGUCAAGUUCGUAUAUAAAUGACAAUCAAAAGAAAGAAGAAUCUUGUCUAUGGACACAGAUGCCAAUUGAACUUUAUAUUAAACAGUUGGAAUCAUACAACGAUUAUUUAAGUUCUUAUGCAAAUAGACAGUUUUCUGCGCCAUUACAUGAUAGAGCUGAUGCAAUCGAUGAAAAUUAUGCAAGUUUCAUUAGUGAUAAUGGAGAAAAUGACAAAUUAAAAGAAUUAUUGACUUAUCAACAAAAUAUAUUUACAUCCAAAAUGCAUGAAAUAGUUGCUAAAUCCGAAGAUGAAGCAAAUAAAAAUCUAAUAAAAUAUGUAUCUGAUCUCUAUGGUGAUGGUUGUUUAAAAGUUCCAAGUACACCUGUGGUCGCGAGGUCAGAGAUUGCCGAAUUAACUAAAACAAGAGACUUUUUAGAAGAAAAUAUUUAUCAAUUACAGGAAUGCAAACUAGUUGAUACCGUUCAAAAAUUUUCAAGAGCGAGAAUCGUGAAAAUUUACAAAGAGGAAGCAGAAGCAAGGUUGGAAAAAAAGAGAAAUAGGUUUUUGAGAUUAGAGAGGCUUUGUACUUAUGCUACAGAACAUGGACAUGCAUUUUCAACUUUACUAUGUAUGCUGUUUGAAUUACAAAUUCACAGAAUCAACGAAAUUAUAAAUUUCGUCAUAGACGCUCGGCAUUAUUUGACCAUGGAAUAUUCAUUGUCAUCCAUGCGAAUCGAAAGUAUGCAAAAAUUACAAAACGAGUACACAUCCGCUUUAACUUCUCCUAAGGAUAAAAAUACGUUUUGCCGAUUGUUUACUGAGAUGACGACAAUCAUGGACUCACAGGACGAUUUACAGUCAUCUAUUCUAUAUUAUGAUGAGUUACGAAGCGAUAACAAUAGCAAACUAGAAAUUUUGUUAGAAAAAAAAUUGAAUGAAAUAAUUCAAAGUUCUGAAGUAUUAGAAAAAAAAGUGGUUGAUAUAUUUAAUGAAGAAAUCAUUAAAAGUUCAACACUCAGUUUUUCUACAAUACCGUGUGAAGUUCAAGAUAAAAUGGAUACAACUACAAAGCAAGUUCAGUUAAUAGAAACCAAUGUAGAAUCAAUCAAGAAUAAACUGAAAAAUAUGAUAAAAGAAACUAACAAGCCAAGUUUUGAGCGAGAAAAACUAAUGUUAUGGAAAAAGUUCUUAGCACACCCAGAAUCAUUAAAAACAAGAUGUGAAGAAUUGAAGGACAUUGAAGAACGUAUUAAAUUUUAAUUGACCAUUUAAAAAAUUUUUUGUACAAAAGUAAAUUAGUGCUGAUACGUGUUAAAAAUGCCCUGAAAAUUUUGGACAAGUUAGUGUAAGCUUCUUUGUCACGAAAUAUUUUUAAUGUUAAGUUGAGAGUGUGAUCGAAAAUUUAAAUUUUGCUUACACUAAUUACUCAGUAUCACGAUAUACCUCAUCGGUGUGUCACCGCUCGUGUGAUCUGACCAAGUACUUGGUAUUUAAAGUAGAUACCUUUCCAAGUGAAUAAAAUUAAAAUACAGAGUAUCUUUUGGAUAAUAAAAUAAAUACUUGAAAGUAAAAGCAUAAAUAAUGCAAUAAUUUGGUAGUUCGUUUAGUUGAUUAGAAAAAAAAAAUUUAUCUCUUUGUCUCUGUCUUGCAUGUGAUAGGCGGAGAUACUGACUACCGAAUAUGGUCCCGUGGCAACCUUAAA